AUGUCCGACCCAGCCCAAGUCACCCGUUCGCUCUCCACCAUCCGCACCGAGCUAGACUUCCUCGCCUCCUCCGGUAUCCUCCUCCCGCCACAAUAUCAGUCCAUUCAAGCCCAACUGCCCCAAAACGGCCAGCCAUCCGGCUACAUCGACCCGAAAUACGUAUCUGGCAGAAACCAGUUCAACCCCGCGUUAGUCGCGCAGCAGGCGCAGGAUCCGAAUAAUCCUGCGCAUCCGGGACAUCCUAAGCAUCACGAGUGGGCGAGUAAAUUAGCGCACAAGUUUGGGAAUGCGGCGGUUAUGGGGGCGGGGGCGACGUUUGGGGCAGAUCUUGUGAACGAUGCUAUGAGGAAGUUUUAG
Messenger RNA from Parastagonospora nodorum SN15, 357 nucleotides. RefSeq lists its product as hypothetical. The transcript is spliced from 3 exons. Bases 1 to 357 code for a protein of 118 amino acids. The record is from RefSeq and is a predicted model, not a curated record. Lineage: Eukaryota; Fungi; Ascomycota; Dothideomycetes; Pleosporales; Phaeosphaeriaceae.